Zeugodacus cucurbitae (melon fly) is the source of this 815-nucleotide messenger RNA. Its product is annotated as programmed cell death protein 6. Bases 238 to 777 code for a protein of 179 amino acids. The record is from RefSeq and is a predicted model, not a curated record. Gene Ontology annotation, molecular function: calcium ion binding. NCBI's taxonomy places the organism in Eukaryota, Metazoa, Arthropoda, Insecta, Diptera, Tephritidae. The transcript is spliced from 3 exons.
GCCGGCCACUGCUUAAGAAUGUGAAAUACGCAAGAAAAUUUAAAAUUUUUAACUUUUAUGCGUAUUUCAAUACUUAUUCGAAUUCGCGUGUGAACGAUAUGUAUAAGUUAAUAGUUCCCGAUAAUUAACUACAAAAAUUUUCUCGUUUGUACAAAAACUUAUCAUCACAUCGAUAUAUUUUUCGAAUACCUAAUGUAAAUACUGUAUGACCUUAUUGUUCUGCACAAUUAACAAACAAUGGCGUAUAGUUUUCAAUCCUCUGUGCCAGAUCAGCAGUUCUUGUGGGAUGUAUUUCAAAGGGUUGAUAAGGAUCGUAGCGGUCACAUUUCUGCUGACGAAUUGCAGAUAGCCCUGUCUAAUGGUACAUGGAGUCCGUUUAACCCGGAAACUGUACGUUUAAUGAUUGGAAUGUUUGAUCGCGAAAAUCGGGGUACAGUUUCAUUUCAAGAUUUCGGUGCUCUCUGGAAGUAUGUUACUGAUUGGCAAAACUGCUUCCGAUCGUUCGACAGAGACAAUUCGGGUAAUAUUGAUAGAGAGGAACUAAAAACAGCAUUAUCCUCAUUUGGGUAUCGUUUAUCUGAUAAUCUUGUGGAUGUUCUAAUUCGGAAAUUUGAUCGGUUCGGAAGAGGAACAAUACUUUUUGAUGAUUUCAUACAAUGCUGUAUAGUUUUAUAUACUCUUACAUCGGCGUUUAGGCAACAUGAUACAGAUAUGGAUGGUGUUAUUACUAUACAUUACGAACAAUUUCUCAGUAUGGUGUUUUCAUUGAAAAUAUGAGCAAUUUUAAAAAUAAUUUUUUUAUCUUUGAACUAUUA